This is a messenger RNA of Aspergillus pseudoviridinutans, 1698 nucleotides long. Its product is annotated as Leucine Rich Repeat domain protein. The record is from RefSeq and is a predicted model, not a curated record. NCBI's taxonomy places the organism in Eukaryota, Fungi, Ascomycota, Eurotiomycetes, Eurotiales, Aspergillaceae. Bases 1 to 1698 code for a protein of 565 amino acids. Gene Ontology annotation, molecular function: Hsp90 protein binding. The transcript is spliced from 7 exons.
AUGGCCGUUCCUCGAGAUCGUGGCUUGAGUGAUGCCGCAUUAUUGCAGCAAAACGGCCAGAAACUAUAUCAGCAAGGCAAUUUCCAAGCUGCCCUUGAGGUCUUCACAGAGGCCCUGAAAGCCGGCCAUGGCGAUGUCCUCAGUGUUUAUGAUAACCGUGCUGCCACCUAUACCAAGUUAGCCAAGUAUGACCUGGCUUUAAGGGAUGCCAGGGCCAUGAUAAAAACUGACAAACUAGACGCCCGGGGCUAUCUUCGAUGUGCAAAGGUUCUGCUGUCGGAUGGUAAACCUGACAAGGCCCUUGACGUCUACGCUUAUGCCUUAAAGACUUUGCCGACAUGCGACCCCCGUCGUCAGCUUGUAGAACAACUUCAUGACAAGUUGUGGAGCAAAGCACAUGCAAAGUGCCAUGAUCCGUUCAGCGUACUGCCAUUGGAGGUAGCGAUGAUGAUUGUGAACCAUUUCGACUUCAAGCAGAUUGUGGCUAUUCUCCGCGUAUCAAAAAAGUGGGAUCGAUUUCUGUCGUCCAUACGAAGUCUUUGGAUGCGUAUAGAUCUGUCGGAUGCUCGUGGCAAAAUCCACUGGCCUUCGGUCCGGGCGUACAUCCGUCGAUCAAAAGCGAUGCUCACACAUGCCAUCGUCAGGAAUGUUUCGACGCCGUCCACGCACAGAGUUUUGGAAUUCUUCAGCAGGUGCCCGAACCUAGAGCAUCUUGAGAUAUGGGCUCAGUCCAAGCCUGAUGUCCUCUACGAUCUGUACAAGGGCUCCAAACGAUUAAAAUCUUUGAUCAUAUCCGGCCACACAGCCCUACCGCAGGAGAUCAUUGGCAAAUUCCUUCAGACUUUGCCUCUUUUGGAGCGACUCGAAGUUCAUGAUGCCAAGCCAUCUAACUUGGCUCGGGUGGAGUGGCCAGAGCAACUCCCAAGUCUCAAAAGUAUCACUUUUGGUGCCAUGGUCGCCGCUGCUGCACCGGACGUGCAGGCUCCUGCUCUUCAUCUUCCGCAGGGUCUUUCGACAUGUCUUCCCAAUUUGGAAGAGCUUCGGCUCAGCUGGAACCCACGAAUCUUCACUCCUUAUCAUCUAAGUUUUGAUGUACAUGAGCUUUCACAGCUGCGUCGGCUGGACUUGAGCGGCGUGUACGUUGGAGCCGAAUUUGGUCUGCCGUCUAGCCUUGAAUAUCUUCGCAUCCGUGGAGGCACAGGGCUCGUUGGAGGUGCCCUCGUCCAAAGGGAAUUUCCCUUUGUGUACGAGGAACCCUUUGAGCUUCCGAAUCUUCAUACGCUCAUUCUCAACGACGUGCCUUGGGCCACAGGCUACACUAUUCAGCACUUCUGCAGCAUCGCCAAAGCGCCUUUGAGAGUCCUCCAUCUCGACAGCUGCUUCCGCAUCACCGGUGCGCAGAUUUCGGAACUGGUCCGCAUGGACAGCCUGAGCGACUUACAGGAACUCAACAUUUCGCACAUUGCUGGUACUGAUGACAAGGCGGCUGCCGUUAUAAUUAGCGCACUACCCAGUCUCAAGGUCGUGUAUCUCUCAUAUACAAGGAUCUCCGGCUGCGCAAUAAAAGCUUUUGCCGAUGCAAGGAGCUCCGACGACAACGUAGCGAAAGUGAAGCGGAUAUACGCCAAAUUCUGUGACGAAGUAUCAUCAGAUGCGGUCGCCUAUGGAAGAGCUCGGGGCGUUGAAAUAAUAGCAUAG